Olea europaea var. sylvestris is the source of this 1936-nucleotide messenger RNA. Its product is annotated as EEF1A lysine methyltransferase 2. NCBI's taxonomy places the organism in Eukaryota, Viridiplantae, Streptophyta, Magnoliopsida, Lamiales, Oleaceae. The record is from RefSeq and is a predicted model, not a curated record. The coding region runs from base 156 to 1157 and encodes 333 amino acids. Gene Ontology annotation, molecular function: protein-lysine N-methyltransferase activity. The transcript has 7 exons. Gene Ontology annotation, cellular component: cytoplasm. Gene Ontology annotation, biological process: peptidyl-lysine dimethylation; peptidyl-lysine monomethylation.
CAGUGAAUAUCUGAUUUCCGCGCCGAGUCCUCGUCAGCUCCUUGCUUGUCAUUGUCAAUUGUGUCUCUUUAAUCUGUAUAAACCCCCAAAAUUUCUUCCCUCCGCAUUUCUUAGGGUUUUUUUUUUUCUAUCGCCCUCAAUACUAGAUUGUUGGCAUGGCCGGAAUCAGGUUGCCGCUGGAAGAUGCAGACGUGUCGCAUGCGACGCGGCAGGUGGCCGCCGUAGAUCUGAUCUCCGACGACGAUCGGUCCGUGGCGGCAGACUCCUGGUCCAUCAAGAGCGAGUACGGCAGUACUCUCGAUGACGAUCAGCGCCACGCUGAUGCCACCGAAGCCCUCUCCGUUGCCGCGUAUCGUGCCCCCUCCGAAUACAGUUCUGACAAGGAGGAGCCAGAUGCUGAAACGGUUUCAUCAUUGUUGGGUUUUCAGAGUUAUUGGGAUGCCACAUAUGCAGAUGAGUUGGCAAAUUUUCGGGAGCAUGGUCAUGCUGGUGAAGUUUGGUUUGGAGCUGAUGUGAUGGAAAUUGUUGCUUCUUGGACCAAAAACUUAUGCAUUGGAAUAUCUCAGAGUCACUUGCCAAAUCAUGUAGAUAAUGCAAAUAAUUUGUCUGCUGGAGAGCCUGAAAAGGAGUUGUCCAACUGGAGUGUGCUGGAUGUUGGGACUGGUAAUGGUUUGCUUCUUCAGGAGUUUGCUAAGCAGGGGUUCUCUGAUCUCACUGGAACGGAUUAUAGUGAAGGAGCAAUAGAUCUAGCUCGAAGCCUGGCCGAUCGUGCUGAAUUCACCAAUAUUAAGUUCUCAGUUGAUGACAUUCUGGAUACCAAAUUAGAUAAGAAGUUUAAGCUUGUUAUAGAUAAGGGUACUCUGGAUGCCAUUGGAUUGCAUCCUGAUGGUCCUCUCAAAAGGUCAAUGUAUUGGGACUCCAUCUCCAGUCUUGUGGCUUCUGGUGGAUUAUUGGUUAUUACGUCAUGCAACAGUAUGAAAGAUGAGCUGAUACAGGAGGUGGAGGCUUUCAAUCACAGGAGUGGUGCGUCUCCGGAAUCUGACACUGCUGUUGACCAAGCAUUCCAAUACGUUGACCAUGUUCAGUCAUAUCCAACAUUUACAUUUGGAGGAUCAGCUGGUUCACGUGUUGCCACUGUGGCAUUUCUAAGAAACUAAAAUCCCAACUCAUUUCGGCGUGUUUUUACUAGUCUAUUAUGUGGAGACCUACUAGCACUACUCAUUUUUUGAAAUGACGACAUGGUCCUGGGGUGUAUAGACUCGUUUUGGGCUACUAAUGCAACGGUAGAAGGGAAAAGUGGUGUGGAUUGUGGUUUUUGCUCAUUCAAAUGACAUACUCAUUUCCUGAUUUCUUUAUCCCAUUCCCCUUUCUUUAGAUUUGAUAAAUGAUUAGCUGUUCAUGCUUCCAAAUUCGCCCUGUUACGAGCAUUUUGAAUUUGAUUUUUAUUUUGGAAUGCUUCCUCAGGUGAAUGACAUAUCACCAAGGUGUACACGAAUUUGAUUUGAUUUAGCUUAGCCAGUCAGUACAAUAUAACAUGUAUAAUGCAAAUUCUUCAUAUUUUCACAAGGUGCAAGGUGGUCUUCGUGAUAUAUUUAUGUAUAAUACAAAUUCUUCAGGUGCAAGGAAUCAGGUUGGUUACCAGCCAGGAAUCUGUUGUUACAUCUGAAUUAUAAGAUCCUUCGUAUGUACCGAGGAAACAGGUUGGUGCCAGGGAACGUGCUCGUCCCUUCACGUAAGGUGCAAGGAAUCAGUUGGUGUUUACAGGCAAGAAUUUAUUGUUGCGUCUGAAUUAUAAAAUUCAAGAAAAAGUGAAUCCAUUGGUUGGAAUGGGUAGACGUUUUGUUUUUCUGCGUUUCUUUUCCUUGUAUUUCUAGUUUCUACGCCUGCCCCAUAUUUAACUCUUGAUUGACCAUUGAAACAGUCAAACUUUUGUCUA